Polypterus senegalus (gray bichir) is the source of this 1137-nucleotide messenger RNA. Its product is annotated as interferon-inducible GTPase 5-like. Gene Ontology annotation, cellular component: membrane. The transcript has a single exon. The record is from RefSeq and is a predicted model, not a curated record. The coding region runs from base 1 to 1137 and encodes 378 amino acids. Lineage: Eukaryota; Metazoa; Chordata; Cladistia; Polypteriformes; Polypteridae. Gene Ontology annotation, molecular function: GTP binding.
AUGUUUAAAAACUUUAUUCAUGAGGAAGCUGAAAAGCUCUUCCCAGCUCUUAAGGAAAGUGGACUAGAGAACAUCGUCUUUGAGAUUCGAGACAAGCUUGACCGUACAGAGUUCCACAUUGCUGUAACAGGAGAAGCAGGUACGGGCAAGUCGGCCUUCAUAAAUGCUAUUCGAGGUGUAAAAUCCGGUGAUCCUGGAGCAGCGGAAGAGGGUAUAACGGAGCAAACCUUGGAACUGAUGUCUUACUUGCAUCCAACUCUUCCUUCUGUCUAUUUAUGGGAUCUCCCAGGAGUUGGCACACCUCAGUUCCAAAUCAAGGAAUACCUCAAGACAUUUAAUUUUAAAAAAUAUCACUUCUUUCUUUUAAUAACCGGAAACAGGUUUAAGGAGAAUGAUGGAUGUCUUGUCAAAGAGAUCAACAGAAUGAAUAAGGACUUGUAUCUCAUUCGCAGCAAAGUAGAUAUCGAUGAAUAUGUUCUUAAAUUGAAUGGUGUUUACAGCAAAAGAGAGAAGGAACUCAAAAAAAUCAAAAAGUAUUGCUUUAAACGUUUGGUGGAAAAUGGAGUGGAGAAUCCUCGCGUCUUUCUUGUGUCGAGCUACCGCGUGAACGAUUUUGAUUUUAAGGAGCUGUGCAAAGCUCUUGAAUUGGAACUACCAAAAAGAAAAAGAGAGAUCUUCUCCCACCUUAUUUCUGAGACCGCAGAGCACCUGAUUGAUACGAAACAGACUACCCUGAAAGGAAUGAUCCCACUGUUUGCUUCGAUGGCUUCUAAAGGAGGCGAGACUCCAAUUCCUGGGACGUCCUGUGUGUAUAAUAUGGCUGCUGUUGUGGAAGCCCUUUUGCUAAUCCGUAGGUAUAUGGGUCUGGAUGAUGAGUCUCUGGACCAACUUGCAGAUAAAGUCGGGAAAUGUGCAAAAGUUUUAAAGGCAGAAGUAAAACAUCCUUUAGUGUUGGACAUUAGCCCAACUUCUGUUCAGACCAUUUUUGCUUCAAAAAAUAGGUAUAAUGUCUUGCAAGGCUUCUUUCGUUUUAUUUUCAUUCCUCCUUGCUCUUUUGAUAUUAUCCAUCAGAUGCUGGAGAGAGUUGUGAAGGAAUUUGCCGAGUCUGCGUUGAAUGUGGUAAAGGAAGCUGUUUAG